Molecule: messenger RNA, 951 nt
Organism: Ylistrum balloti
Lineage: Eukaryota; Metazoa; Mollusca; Bivalvia; Pectinida; Pectinidae
Exons: 1
Coding region: 1-951 (316 amino acids)
Source: RefSeq, a predicted model, not a curated record
AUGCGUCUUUACAAUGAUAACCAACCGAAGGAUGUCACCGCAUAUCCAGGUUAUGAUCCUGGAUACACCUCGCCACGCCCAGUUGCUCGUGUUAAACCGGAAGCAGAAGAGUUCGCAUGUAAAGCACGCGGUUCCCUAGAGCUGUUUGGGUCUGGUGAGCCGAAAGUCAUACGUGAACCAAAGCGCGAGCCGAGGUGCCAGACUGGCGAAGCCAUGGAUAACUACCAGCUAGGGAGAAAUGGAAUGGUGUCUAGCCUGCUUGGGGGUCAAGGAGGAGCUCCUCCUGUGUCUUCACGUGUGGAGCGCGUGAAACCGGAAGCAAGGGAAAUCGCUGAUGCUCAUUCUGGAAGUGGUACGGCUUCGUUGUUAACAAAUUAUGGCAAACUACCGAGAUCUGCACGCGCUGUACCACGUGUUAAACCAGAGGCGGAAGAAUUUUCUGUGGUACACAAAGGUGGAAAUAUGAACAACUUGUUGCAUGACCCACGCAAGAUACCACAGUCUGCUAGACCUGCUCCUCGCGUCAAAGAUGAAGCCCGCAAUACCGCGGAAAAGGAGGGGAAAUCCAUGAACAAAAUUUUGACCAAGUUCGCCGUAGGACCGAUCAGUGGGCGCCCGGAACCUCGUGUUAAAAGCGAGGCUCAAGCCACGGCAGACAUGGCAAAAGGUGGGCGCAUGAAUGAUAUGUUUACACAAUACGGCCGAAUGCCUUUGUCGGCAAAACCGGUGCCAAAAGUAAAGGGGGAUGGAGAGGACAACGCAAAUAUGGCGAAAGGAGGGCGCAUGUCUCGUUUAAUGCAUGAUAUUAACAAACUUCCGUCCGCUCCUCGGCCUGCCCCCCGGGCAAACUCGUCUGCAGCCAAGAGAAAUAUGAAAGCCCACCGCGGACAGAUGGCGUCUGUAUUUGCUCAACAAGGCAGUAGAACCAUCGCAAUGACAGCACCGCAUUAG